Messenger RNA from Prorocentrum cordatum, 666 nucleotides. The record is from the annotation of a GenBank genome assembly. Lineage: Eukaryota; Dinophyceae; Prorocentrales; Prorocentraceae.
CAGGAGCGCGUCGACGAGAUGCGCUCGAAGCGCGAGGCGGAGCUCAAGGAGCUCAAGGCCGCCCACGCCGAGGAGCUCCGCCGGGCGGCCGAGGAGCACCAGGCCGCGCUGGAGAAGGCCCGCAAGGAUCACGCCGAGGCCGUCGCGGCCCUGCAGGUGGCCGCGCGCGAGGCCGCUGAGAAGCACGCCGCGGAGCUGCGGGAGGCCCAGGCGGCCCUGCAGAGGGAGCGGGAGCGCGUGGCCGAGCUGCAGGCGCGGGCCCAGGCCCUACAGGGCGAGCUGCAGGCCGCGCAGAGUGCCCUGGCGGCCCUGGGCGCCAAGCUCGAGGCGGCGGAGAAGAGCCACGCGGAGAUCCUGGCGCAGAAGGACGAGGCGUUCGCGCGCGAGAAGAGGGGGCUCAAGGAGAAGCACAAGCUCGAGACGGAGCGGCUGCUGGAGGCGCAGAUCCAGGAGACCCAGGACCUGAAGGACCGCUUCGACCGUGCCAGGCAGUUGCAGGAGGCGCAGGUCGACAUGCUGCAGGGGCGCCUCGCCGAGCUGCAGCGGCUCUACGACUCGCGGCCCCCACGCCCGGAGGACCUCGACAGGAUCGCGGCGCUGCAGGCGGAGCUGGAGCAGAGGACUCAGGAGAUCAAGCGGCUCAACGAGGAGAUGCACUUCUACAAG